Molecule: messenger RNA, 5643 nt
Organism: Sphaeramia orbicularis (orbiculate cardinalfish)
Lineage: Eukaryota; Metazoa; Chordata; Actinopteri; Kurtiformes; Apogonidae
Gene: baz1a
Product: bromodomain adjacent to zinc finger domain, 1A
Biological process (GO): chromatin remodeling; regulation of DNA-templated transcription; positive regulation of DNA replication
Cellular component (GO): CHRAC; nuclear chromosome
Molecular function (GO): protein binding; DNA binding
Source: RefSeq, a predicted model, not a curated record
UUUUCAAGUGUGCGGUCUCCCUUUCCAUCAUAGUCCUGGAUUUUCCGAGGCGGCCGCGGGUUCGUGAACUGACUGAAAACUUGGUCAACAAGCCACCGUAAAUCCGCUUCGAUCCCAGGACUUGAGUCCGGUUCGUCCGUUGAUCCGCCGGUCCGAGCAGAGCCCGCUGAGUGAAGCCGAGCAGAGGGAUUGUUGUUGGUCCCUUUGGGUCUGGUUCCGGUCGCGGACGGUGUGUUCUGUCGGUACUUUGGUAGUUGUGGGUCGGCGGACUCGGCUCCAUGUGGGCAGAUUAUCUCUAACAAAGACCCGCGUCUCCCGCCGCAAACACCCGCCGAGUCCCGCUGCCACAGCCCGGUCCGGAACCGGCUCCGAACCACGGGGUCUGCUGCCCGGACCGACAGUCCGGUGGUCUGGGUUCUGGUCCCGGUUUCCCUCCUUUUUUCCGCCGUCAGUCGCAGAUGCCGCUGCUCCACAGAAAAGCCUUCGUCCGGCAGGGACCCCCGGCGGACCUGCGGCCGGACGAGGAAGUCUUCCUCUGCAAGAUCACCCACGAGAUCUUCCGAACCUACGAUGAGUUCUUCGAGCGGACCAUCCUCUGUAACAGUCUGGUGUGGAGCUGCUCCCUGACUGGACGGGCUGGUCUCACUUACCUGGAGGCCGUGGACAGCGAGCGCCGAGCACGGCAGAGUCUCCGCAGUUUCCCGCCGUGUCUGGUCCCGCCUCUUCUUCACCUGGCAUCUCUGAGUCGCCGCUGCAGGUUGACGGAGCUCUGUGAGGAUGUCUACGCCUUCAUCAAAGACCGCUUCUUCCCUGGGGAGAUGGUGGACGUCAGCGGACGCAAUGGAGCUAGACAUGUUUGCCAGGUGCUCCAGGUCCACUCUCCUCACUCCACGGCUAACGGAGCACCGGUCCUCAAAGGUGUCGCCAAAGUAACAGACGGAGACGCAAUUGUCAUCAGUGACAGCGACGACGACAGCGAUGUCUUCCAGAGUCCUACAGGACAAGUCAAUGGGUCCGGAGGUCAAAGUAAAAAGCAGAAACCUCUGAACCCGUCUGUGUUUAAAUACACGGUGAAGAUGAUGAAGGACCAGCACAGCGAAGCCUUCACUGUCAGAGCCAAUCAGAUCAGUCGUAGGAAGAACGUUGUGUCCAGAGAGCGGCUGAAGCUGCUUUUUAAACAACACUGUGAACCUCACAAUGGAGCCGUCAUAGUCAAGGCAUCCACGGUGGCAGAGUACCGCCUCUCUGAGCAGACAUUCUCCCAGUUCUUCCCUGACGAGCCCCCGCUGUUCCCCUUCAGGCCCCCCUCCAAGGCUGGGGGGCGGGGCUCGGCUGGACAGGCCAACCUGUCAUUGUUGAAAGCGGCCGAGGAGAAGCUGAAGCUGCUGCAGCAGCGCGAAGACAUGGCGGCGGCGGCGGCGGACAGAGCGCGCACGAAGAAGGAGAAGGAGGAGGCGCAGGAGGCCAAGAGGAGGGAGAAGGAGGACAAGGAGAGGCUGAAGGAGGAGCAGAGGAGGAGGUUUGAGGAGGAGAAGCAGAGGAGGAGGGAGGAGAAGGAGCGACGCAAACUGGAGAAGGAAAAGGAGCGAGAGAAGCUGAAGGAGGAGAAGAAGAAAUACGCAGAACGUCUGAAACUGUGGAACAAACCCAGAGAUGACAUGGAGUGUGAGGACCUGAAGGAUCUUCCCGACCCGGUUCCGGUCAGAACCCGUCUCCCUGCAGAACUGUUUGGAGAAGCUCUGAUGGUUCUGGAGUUCCUGCGAGCCUUUGGGGAGGUGUUCGGCCUGAAGGACGAGUUCCCUGACGGAGUCUCUCUGGAGGUUCUAGAGGAAGCCCUGGUGGGUUCGGAUCCUGAAGGUCCACUGUGUGAGCUGCUCUUCUUCUUCCUGUCGGAUUUUCAGGCUCUGGACGAGGAGCAGGAGGAGGUGGCCACAGACCAGGCUGAAGACCUAUCGGAGGCUCUGGAUGACGAGUCGGACCCCAACCAGUCGGCUCUGAGCGCCGUCGCCUCAUUGGCCGCUGCCUGGCCUCAACUGCAUCAGGGGUGUGGUCUGAAGCAGCUGGACCUCGACAGCUGUACGCUCUCCGAGAUUCUCCGCCUCCACAUCCUGGCCUCCGGCGCCGACUGUAACCACGGCAACGCUAAGUUCAGGUACCAGAAGCAGGGCGGGUUCACUCUGACGGACGACCCGUGCGUGGAGCUGCGAUUGGCCGAGCCGGCGCUGUUGAAGAGGCUGUCAUGCGCGUCAGUGUACGACCUGAUGCCAGGGGAAAAGCUGAAGAUCCUCAACGCUCUGGUGGGAAAACUGUUGACGCUGGCGUCCAGUCGAGACCUGAUCGAAGACUGCGUGGACGAACAGAAGGCAGCAAGACAGGAGCUGAGAGAGAUCCGAGCGGAACAGCACCGCCGCGACCGCGAGGAGGCGGCGCACAGGGUUCGGCUCCGGAAGGAGGAGAAGCUGAGGGAGCAGGAGCAGAGGCUGAAGGAGAAGGAGGAGAAGCUGAAGGAGCAGGAGGCCAAGACAGAGCCACACACCAGCAGUGUGAACCGGUCGGUAUCUGAGGGCAACCUGGAUCAAAACUCAGCGCUGACCAACAAGAGGAAAACGAAAGCUAAAGAUGAGCAGCAGAUGACCUCUGACCCCAAACUGACGUCCAACCCCCCCUCGGGUCUGACGGCGGAGGAGCAGGAGCAGGAGCAGGAGAAGGUCCGGGAGCUUCAGGACCGGAUCCAGAGGGCGGCGGCCUGCACCUGCCUCCAUCCUCUGGGCCGAGACCGCCUCUAUCGCCGAUACUGGCUCCUCCCCUCCGCCUGCGCGCUGUUCGUAGAGGACGACUGCUUCGGCCUGACGGAGGAUAUGCUGCAGCCCCGUCCAAACCCCAGCCACAACAAUGAUGAGGUUCAGAAGGAGGUGGAGCCUGCCGGGUACAGUGUACUGAAACCCGCCCCCCUUCACACCUGCAGCCCGCCAGUCAGCCGCCCCAACCAAUGGUCGUUCUACAGCUCAUUGGAGGAGGUGGAUCAGCUGAUCGACGCUCUGAACCCCAGAGGUCAUCGAGAGAGCGGCCUGAGGGAGGCGCUGGUGCAGGAACGAGAACGACUGCAGCAAGUCCUGCAGAACGGAGACAAGAACAAGUACUGGUACUGCACAGGUGACUCUGAGGCGUCCCCAUCCUUCCCAGAAUGCACUGGUGCUGCAGAGGUGGUGCUGGAGGUCAGACUGAGGGACCUCCUGCUGGACAUAGAGGACCGCAUCCACCAGGGAACUCUGGGAACUCUGAGGGUGAUGGAUAGACAGACGUGGCGUUCAGCCUUAGAGGCGGGAGACUAUGACCAGCUGAGUGACAGCAGAGAGAAUGGAAUGGAGGCCAUGGAGGUGAACUCCACCCACCUGAGGACCAGAGACAGGGUUCAGGAGUUGAAGGCUGACGUGGUGGCGUGCAGCGGCAGUGGGACGCCUCAGGUCGUCAGCGGCUCGGUCCGAAGCCUGGCUCUGGCUCUGACCCACAUUGAACAAGGCAUCGAGAGACGCUUCCUCAAAGCUCCGCUUGGUGACGACGACUCCAAGAAAGACCAGAGGACGAAGAAAAACAAGAAGAAAGAUGAAGAUCAGGCCAGCGACGACGGCAGCGACAGCGGCCGUGUCACUAAGACGGUGUUGGAGCGCUGGAGGGAGUCUCUACAUGCCUGUUCCAGCCUGUCCCAGGUGUUCCUUCACCUGUCAACUCUGGAACGAAGCAUCCUGUGGUCGCGAUCCGUCCUCAACGCACGAUGUCGAAUCUGCAGACGCAAAGGAGAUGCCGACAACAUGCUGCUGUGUGACGGCUGUGACCGUGGACACCACACCCACUGUCUGAGGCCCCGCCUUAAGUCGGUUCCAGAAGGCGACUGGUUCUGUCCAGACUGUCGACCCAAACAGAGGUCAAGUCGUGUCCCGUCCCGUCAGCGCUCGUCCAUCGACGAAGAUGAAGAACAGGAAGAAGGGGAGGAUGAUGAAGAGGAGGAGGAGGAAGAAGAUGAAGAAGAGGAGGAGGAGACUGAGGAAGAGGAGGAGUCAGAGGAGGAGGACGAGGAGCAGGAGGAGGAAGUAGUGAGCAAUAAGAAGAACCAGGCUCCGCCCCCUAGGGGGAAGAGCCAGCAGGCCACGCCCAAAACCAGCUCAGGCUCAGUGGGGAAAUCCUCUUCAGCCUCCAGGUCCUCAGGGAAGAAGACAAUGCCCCCUACAUCCAAGGCCAGCACAGCGCCCGGCACAGCUCCGCCCCGUUCAGGAAAUCGCACCAGCUUGCGACUGAGCCACGAGAUCCUGGCAUCAAAUGGUAAUGCCAAGACCCCCACCCAGAGUGAGUCCAAAAAAAGACCCAUCGCAGACUUGGCUCCACCCCCCAGACCCUCCCCCAGACCGGUGCUGCCCGUCCUGUCCUCGUCCAGCAGACGGUCCUCUGGGAGGAACCACGGCGUCCACGAGCUGUCGGCCUGUGAACAGCUGACGGUGGAGCUGGUCCGACAUGACGACAGCUGGCCCUUCAUGAAGCUGGUGUCCAGAACCCAGGUUCCAGACUACUAUGACAUCAUCAAACAGCCAAUCGCUCUGAGCACCAUCAGGGAACGGGUCAACAACUGUGAAUACCAGACAGCAGGUGACUUCAUUGCAGAUGUGGAGCUCAUGUUCUCUAACUGUCUUCAGUACAAUCCUCGUCACACUAACGAGGCCAAGGCCGGGCUCCGCCUCCAACUCUUCUUCCACUCGGAGCUCAGCAGGCUCGGCCUACUGGAACGCAGCGCUGAACCCCGCCCCCCAACGCUCCAGACACUGAGAUCUGUGUGCUGUGAUUGGUUCCCAGGGCAGAGGAGUGAAAAGUGGACGACCUUUGACCUGUGGACAUUACAGACCUUUAAAUUAAAUGUUUUGACCUGGCCCUGCUCCUCUGACCUUUGACCUUUCAAAGCUGGAGUCUGUUGGUGACAUUCCACUGACGAUAGAACCAGUAGAACCAAUAGAACCAGUAGAAACAGUCUAAGCCUUGGUUCAGCUUUGAACUGACGACUACGACUCCCAUCAGGCCGUUGGUCUCCACUCAGGGAUCACACACAACACACAGACGUAACACGUAGAUGUAACUCGUAACACGCAGGCGCAACAAGUAACGCAGAAGCAACAUGCAGUUGAUCAAAUUAACGCAGGACAUCGGGUUUAAACCGAUGGAAGCAGGCGUUUGGUAUCGGAACGAGCAGAUCAAUUGAUUUGGUUUUUAUUGAUCACAGGGUUUGAGUUUUGACAGUAUCAGACUGACCCAUCAGAACCUUUAGUUGACCCGGUCAGGUGGUUUUGGUGGUUCUGAAGGUUCUGGAGCCUUCAAAGAGCAGUUGGUGAUUUAGUCUGAUUAGCAUGGACAUAUGGUUAGCGUAGCUCAGCAUCAGGACCGUCUGAUCCGGUCCGGACCGCCUGGAGCUCCAGUCUCCUCCAGCUGUAGCCAUCGUUGGUUCUUCUUCUGUGGUGUCUGCGCAGACGUUCCUCUGCUCAGUAUUUAUUCACAGACUCUUCGUAUUCAUGACGGACGACUCCCUCGCUGCCUCUCACUCGCCCACUGUUUGUUUGUUGUUUAUAUUUCUGAUGUAAAAAUAAAUGGACUUUUAUGAACGAC